GCUAUCACCUCGCGUGCAUGCGCACAAGUCCUGCGCGUUCAUUUCCGCUCUACCAUUUUGUUUCUGCCAUUCAGUUCAAGGGUAUUAGCACGCGCAGUUGGUUGUCCCGAGAAAUAAUCAUGUAUCGCUUCGCCAAGGCUGCCCUGAACCUCAGCGGUCAAAGUGCCCGUCAGGUGGCUGUGCGACAAAUGUCUGGUCUGUCCCCUGAAUUUCAUGCAAAGUAUGGAGCCCCUCUGCUCAUUGCUGGAGCCACAUUUUGCACAGGUGUUUGGGCAUAUGUGAUCACAUCAACAGGCAUCGCAUGGAACUUAUCACCUGUAGGCAAGGUGCAGCCUAAGGAAUGGAAGGAGUGAUGAAUGCAUUCCCCAUAGUGGACCGAAUACUUGGGGAUUCUGAAUGACAUUCUGAACUUUUCCAUUUUGCAAAUGGAGACAAUUUUCACUUAAUCCAAUCUUCUUGCUGUCUUGGAAUGUGUGUAAAAAAAUGUAAUAAAUUUAAAAAAUCUCAA
Messenger RNA from Megalobrama amblycephala (Wuchang bream), 508 nucleotides. RefSeq names its product cytochrome c oxidase subunit 7B, mitochondrial. Bases 18 to 353 code for a protein of 111 amino acids. Gene Ontology annotation, biological process: mitochondrial electron transport, cytochrome c to oxygen. NCBI's taxonomy places the organism in Eukaryota, Metazoa, Chordata, Actinopteri, Cypriniformes, Xenocyprididae. The record is from RefSeq and is a predicted model, not a curated record. The transcript is spliced from 3 exons.